UCAACUGGGAGGUUUGGAUGACGUUUGUCACUCACUGAUUUGUUUGGUUUAUAAGGCUGGGGGCAGUUUGUUUUGCAAAUAGUUUGUGUUUUCCGCCGCUGAGGAGACUGCAUAAUGGCUAAUCGCAGGGGACAACAGACAGAAGAUUUAUCGAAUGUCGAGUUCGAAACCAGUGAAGAUGUGGAAGUCAUACCGACUUUCAAUUCUAUGAAUUUGCGUGAAGAACUUUUACGCGGCAUUUAUGCGUAUGGAUUUGAAAAACCGUCCGCUAUUCAACAAAGAAGUAUCAUUCCCAUUGUAAAAGGUCGCGAUGUAAUCGCUCAAGCCCAAUCUGGUACCGGUAAAACCGCAACCUUUUCAAUUUCCAUCCUCCAAAGCUUGGACACAACACUCCGCGAAACUCAAGUCCUCUGCCUCUCGCCAACCCGUGAAUUGGCGGUCCAGAUUCAAAAAGUAAUCUUGGCUUUGGGGGACUUCAUGAAUGUUCAGUGUCACGUUUGUAUCGGUGGUACAAACCUCGGGGAAGAUAUCCGCAAGUUGGAUUACGGACAACACAUUGUCAGUGGAACGCCAGGACGAGUUUUCGACAUGAUUAAACGGAGAGUGCUGAGAACGCGAUCAAUCAAAAUGUUGGUUCUCGAUGAAGCCGAUGAAAUGUUGAAUAAGGGCUUCAAGGAGCAGAUUUACGAUGUGUAUCGUUACCUACCACCAGCUACUCAAGUUGUGUUGAUUUCGGCUACUCUACCACACGAAAUCCUAGAGAUGACUUCUAAGUUCAUGACCGAUCCCAUUCGAAUUCUUGUAAAACGUGAUGAAUUGACCCUUGAAGGCAUCAAACAAUUCUUCGUGGCUGUUGAACGGGAAGAAUGGAAAUUUGACACACUUUGCGACCUCUACGAUACCCUCACAAUCACACAAGCUGUAAUAUUCUGCAACACCAAACGAAAGGUUGAUUGGUUAACGGAGAAAAUGCGAGAAGCUAAUUUCACGGUAAGCUCAAUGCACGGUGACAUGCCUCAAAAGGAACGUGAUGAAAUCAUGAAAGAAUUCAGAUCGGGACAAAGUCGUGUUCUGAUCACCACAGACGUUUGGGCUCGUGGCAUUGACGUACAGCAGGUCUCCCUGGUCAUCAAUUACGAUUUGCCCAACAAUCGUGAGUUGUACAUUCAUCGUAUUGGUCGAUCGGGUCGGUUUGGACGCAAGGGCGUUGCAAUCAACUUUGUGAAAUCAGACGAUAUUCGUAUCCUGCGAGAUAUUGAACAAUACUACUCAACGCAGAUUGAUGAAAUGCCUAUGAAUGUGGCAGAUUUAAUUUAAGUAGAAAAGUUACGUCUAAUGAUGAUAAUUUGGUAAUUAUGAGAAUGUAAUGGAUGAGAGUUUGUUUGCAUUUAUUCCGCUAAUACAUAGAAAAUAUUAUGAAUAAAGAAUAAGAUAAAAUAAUAUA
This is a messenger RNA of Hermetia illucens (black soldier fly), 1444 nucleotides long. Its product is annotated as eukaryotic initiation factor 4A-III-like. The coding region runs from base 115 to 1317 and encodes 400 amino acids. Gene Ontology annotation, molecular function: mRNA binding; ATP binding; RNA helicase activity. Gene Ontology annotation, cellular component: catalytic step 2 spliceosome; nucleolus. The transcript has 3 exons. The record is from RefSeq and is a predicted model, not a curated record. NCBI's taxonomy places the organism in Eukaryota, Metazoa, Arthropoda, Insecta, Diptera, Stratiomyidae.